AUAAUCAGCUGAAGCAGCUCUUGUGCCACGCAAAAUAAUAAAUGAGUUAUUUUUUAAUUUAAAUCAUAUACGGCCAAGUCAAAUAGGUAAACAUUGUGCUAGGGAGCGUGCAGCAGCGGGACGAAGACAGCAGGCAGCAUGUCGUGGCUUAACAACAGCCUAAACACCAUCAAAGGACAACUGACGAACUUGGCCCAGGAGGUGUUGGCCGACACCGCCGGACCCGGCGAUGAGGAGUACCGCGGAUCGGAUGUGAACACCAAAACGGCACUCGAACUGCUCACCGAGACGCAAUUGCAGAAGGAGCAGCUGGACAAGGCGUGCGAGGAUAAAGAUCGGGAGAUUGUCGCACUACGCAAGCAGAUUUCAACACUGAAAGGCCAAAAAAUUAGCGAUAGCGACGCAAGUGGCAAAGUUGAUGCCACAUCGGCGAGGCACAGCGAGGCAAAGUCGUCGCAAGCAGGAGAUGAUCAGAAUGUGGAGGAUAGUUGGUGCUGGGAGCCUGCGGGUUCCGAGGCCACGGGCACAACAGUCAAAGGGACUACAGUGGAGCCAGGCAUGGUGGACGUUGCACUUGUCAGUGAAUCGGAUGUGGCCAAGUUGAAUGCGAUAAUUGCAAGUCUGGAGCAACAAAAUGGAGAGCUGCGUAGUUCACUGGAGGAAUUGGAUGCACAGCAUGAGCUGGCAAUGCAGGAUGUGCUCAGUCACAAGACGCAGUUGCAGACGCAGCUGACGGAGUUGAAGAAUCUUCAGGCGGAUCACCUGGUGGAGCAUGAGCUGGCGAUGGCCAGGCUGCAGGCGCAGCUGGUGGAGGAGCGGGAGCGACAACGAAGCGCCGCACAGGCACAGUUGGAGUUGGAGCAGCGGGUGGCGGAACAGGAUAAGGAACUGCAGCGCAGUGUCCUGGAACUGGCUGAGAUGCAGCAGCUGCUGGACAAACGAGGCGCCGACAAUGGUGAGCUAAUCGAGCGAGUGCGUCAGGCUGAUGGGGAGCGAGAGAAACUGCAGCGGGAACUGGACGAGCUGGCGAAAUUGGCCAAGGAGAAGAAAACAUCCGAGUCAUCGAACAGCUCAUCGACCGGGAAGCACAGCGAGGAUGAGUUCAUUGUGGUGCGCAAUGCGGAUGCGGCUGGUUCCAGCUCCGAUCCAGAUCCAGAUCCCGAUGCGGAUGUGGAUGCCACCACUCCGCCCUCCAAGGAGAAACUGCGCGACAAACUCGUCUCGCUGGAGGCACACAUUGCCGAGCUGAAGGCGGACAAUCUAAAGCUGCAGGAUGGAGAACUGGAGCGACAACUCUCCGGCAGUGUGCUCAACGAGCAGCUGUCCGAGCUGGAGAAGCGUCUGCGCAUCAGCGAGAGCGAGAAGGAGCAACUGCAGCUGGAAUUGCAGCGCAAGCUGCAACAGUUGAUGCUCCAGAAUCAGGAACUCAAGCUCAGCGCUGAAGCGGAUCAGGAGACGCAUGCCAAUGAUCUGGAGCAGCAACUGGGUGCACUGCGUGCAGAGAAUAGUCAACUGCGUCAGGAUCUGGAUGCCAGCAUUGCCCAGGCCAAGUUUCGUCAGGCCAUUGCCGAGGAGAAGCAGGAGAUCACGGAUCUCGAUCUGGAUGUGGAUGAUCCCGCUGAUAAUGAUCCGCACAAGCUGCGCUCCUUGUUGGAAGCUCUUCUCGCCGACAACUCGGAGCAGUCGCUGGAACGCACUCAUCGUUUGCUGAACGAACGCUGGCAGCGAUUGGACAGCACCGAGCAGAGAUUGGUCGAUCUGCAGGAUCAGCAGUUGAUCGCCGAUCAUGAGAAGAAGACCCUGGAGGCGGACAUCUCGCAAUAUAUUCUACAGUGCGAUGAGCUGAUGAAGAACAAUGAGUUGCUGCUCAAUGAGCUGGACAAGUUCAAGCGCAACAAGCUGGAGACCAUCGAGGAGCAUCACGAGGAGACCAUUGCCCAGCUGGAAUCACAGCUGGAGGAGGCCCAAUCCCAACUCCAGCGUCAGCAACAACAAUUACAGCAGUCAACGACAGCUGGCGAAAACAAGGAGCAACUGCAGCAUAUGGAACAACUGAGAGCAGAGCUUAAAUACAAGGAGCUGAAAUUGCUGGAGAGCACAGAACAUAGCCUACAAUUAAUGACGCAGCUGGAAGAGCUCAAAGAGCAGCUAGAGCAACUUGAGCAGAUGCCCGAGAAGAACUCCCAACUGGCUGAGCAGCUGGAGAAGCUGAAGGCAGCUAAAGCAGCUCAAGAGGAGCAGCUCCAUCAGGUGACUGAUCAAUUGCAGUUCAAGGCACAACAGCUGGAGGAGAUCGAUGUCCAGCUGACAGAGCAAGCAAAGCAAAUGAAGCAAAUCUACCUGGAGCUGGAGGAGAAGACAAAGCAACUCCAGGAGAGCACACAAAAUGGCGAGAAGCUAAACUCACAGCUGGAGCAGCUGAAGGCGCAACUGAAGCAGGCCAGGGAAUCCGUCGAGCAGAGCAAUCAGGUGGAGCAACUGACACAGCAAUUGGAGCAGCUGCAAGCAGAACUGGAGCAAUCAAGGGAACUCCACUCACAGCUAGAAUCCAAGCAGAGGGAACUCCAGGACUCCAAAGAAUUUAAUAAGCAAUUAAAUUUAGAACUUGAGCAGCUGCAAGCACAAUUGGAGAAUCCCGAACACAGCAGACAAUUGGAGCAACUGCAGCAGCAGUUGGAGCAGAAGGAGCAGCAACUAUUAGAGCUGGAGGAGAAGCAGCUGCAGAGCGAGCAGUUGAAGUUGCAGCUGGAAGAGCUCAAGGAGCAACUGCAGCAGGCUACGAAAUCCGCCGAACAGAGCACACAAAUGGAGCUGCUGUCCAAGGAGGAGCAGCUGGAACAGCUCAAGGAAGCACUCACACAACUACAGCAGACACUCGACACGCUGACCAACGAGAAGCUGGAGCUGAUCAAGGCGCUGCAGCAGAAGCAUGCGGAGAAUACACAAUACUAUGCGGAGAUUCAACGAUUGCAGCCGCUGGAGCAACAGCUGGCGGAGCAGCACAAGGAACGCGAGAAGCUCUGCGAUCAGAUUAAUUUUCUCAAGGAGAAGUCCGACAUACUCACCACAAAUCUGCUGACGGAGCAAACGAAUCAACGGCUACUGCAACAGCAGCAGGUCGAAUCUCAGGAGCAACAGGUGAAUGUGCAACGUGAUCUGGAACGCUUGCGUGCCCAUCUGCUCGAGAUCGAGGAGCUGCACACCCAGGAAAGUGUCGAGUUGCAGCGUGAAUUGGAUGAAUCACGUGCCAAGCAGACGGCUCUGCAACAGGAGGUAUCCAAGUCCAGCACCGCUUACACCUCAGCCAGCAUUCGAGCCAAUCAGCAGGCCGAGACGUUGCAGGCACAGCAUGGUCUGCUCUUGCAACAACGCGACGAGCUGUUGGCCAAGUUGGGACAGUACGAGGAUCGCGAGUUGAAGCAACAGGCGGCGUUGACCAAUCUACAGUGCGCACUGGAACAGUUCCAGAAUGACAAGCAACAUGACAUUGAGACGGCCAAGCAACGAAUGCGUCGAGAGUUGCAGGUGCAGCUGGAGGAGCAAAUGUCGCUGCAACUUGAGAUGGCUGCAAUGCAGCAGCAAUUGGCGGAUGCCAAUCAGGGAUUACGGGCUGCGGCACGUCUCUCCGAUCAGCUGGAAGCCGGACAGCAGACAAUUGCCGUGCUGCGGGAUGAAGUGGACAGUCUGAAGGAUGCCAAUCUGAAGCUGGAGAAGAGUCUGAACAGCAGCGAGUCUAGUCAGACGGACAAGAUUGACAAGAGUCUCAUUAAGAGCUUGUUGAUUGGUUAUGUGGUUAGCGGUCAUGCCGGUGAUAAGCAGCAGGUUCUACGCAUGAUAUCCUCCGUGCUGGACUUUAAUGCCCAAGAGUCCGAAAAGGUCGGUCUCAACAAGCCCCAAAACAGUUGGCUUGGCAACAUUCUAGGCGGCAGCAGUGGCGGCUCCUCUUCCCAAAGUUCAGGUAAUGAGAAUCUGUUGCAGGCAUUUGUGCAAUUUCUGGAGCAGGAAUCACAGCCACAAUCGUCGGCGCAAUCGCGACCUGCGUUGCUGAGUAUGGCCAAACAGGUGGAGGCAGCUCCAGCCACUGGUGCCACAGGAGCAACCCCAGGAGCAACAGCUGUGGCAACAGCAGCAGCUGCGGGAGGGGCAGCUGGAGCAGCAACUGGCAGCAACAUGCAGCAGACCGCGUUGCAUGCCACAGCAGCGACGCCCCCAACGCCGCCGAUGCAGUCGCUGCUCAUGAGCAGCAAUGAAUUUGCUCCGACACGCAAUUCCAGCUCGAUAUUAAAGGAUAUUCUCAACGACUCCUGAUUGUUGUAGAAUGUCCUGGCAGUGUGUUUGUUUGUGUGUUUGCCUGUCUAAUUACAUCUUUUUUUUUGUUUCAAUUAAAGUUAAUUCAUAUUAAAUUUAAUAAUUGUGCAAUUUAAGACCCCAAAAUGCGUAUCGUUUAUCCCAUUCGAGCAUUCUUUAAGGCUAACUAUAACCCCCUCAAAUAAUGUAACCCCUCCUGAAUGUAUGUAUGUGCUACGCAAGCGCAACUGUAAAUAUGUAAUAUGCAAUAUAAUAAUAUCAUCGUAAAGGACACCGAACGGUUUUUGGUGUCCCGAUAUGCGAUCGAUGCGCCUUAGUAGCAGCAAAUGAAAAUAAAUAAAAACAAUAAUAUAUUAUGUAAACUU
Drosophila innubila is the source of this 4673-nucleotide messenger RNA. RefSeq names its product myosin-2 heavy chain (gene Gmap). Gene Ontology annotation, cellular component: Golgi apparatus. Bases 139 to 4308 code for a protein of 1389 amino acids. The record is from RefSeq and is a predicted model, not a curated record. The transcript is spliced from 7 exons. Gene Ontology annotation, molecular function: small GTPase binding; NAD+ poly-ADP-ribosyltransferase activity. NCBI's taxonomy places the organism in Eukaryota, Metazoa, Arthropoda, Insecta, Diptera, Drosophilidae. Gene Ontology annotation, biological process: endoplasmic reticulum to Golgi vesicle-mediated transport; Golgi organization.